Messenger RNA from Pseudozyma hubeiensis SY62, 2343 nucleotides. RefSeq lists its product as hypothetical. Gene Ontology annotation, biological process: DNA repair; DNA damage checkpoint signaling; mitotic DNA replication checkpoint signaling. The record is from RefSeq and is a predicted model, not a curated record. The coding region runs from base 1 to 2343 and encodes 780 amino acids. NCBI's taxonomy places the organism in Eukaryota, Fungi, Basidiomycota, Ustilaginomycetes, Ustilaginales, Ustilaginaceae. The transcript has a single exon. Gene Ontology annotation, molecular function: chromatin binding.
AUGCCGCCUAGAUCCAACAGGUCGUCACUUCAACGGACCCUCUCCAACAAAUCCAACAGCUCUUCUUCGUCGUCCUCCGCCAGCAAGCCCAAGCUCAAACAGAACAAGCUUGACUUUUCCUUUCACUCGACGACGACGACGACGACGAAUUCAAGUCGUCCUUUUGGAUCAAGACCGCUCAGCAGCACUCCUUCGUUUGGCUUGCCAACCGCUGCUGCUCCAGCCGCACCACCGCAACGGCAGCAGCGUACGGCCUCACCACUUCCGCCAGCGCCUCCGAAAUCCACCAUCGCGACGGGAAAGCAGAAGCAACAAGACUUCUCUACACAACUCGACGAUGGGGACCGGUACAGUCAGGCAAAUUCACUCUGGUCCGAACGACUUGCUCCAAACAGCGCCGAGGAGUUGGCUAUUCAUCCCAAGAAAGCAACUCAAGUACGGACAUGGUUGGAAGAAGCAUUCUCCUCGAACCCUUCGCUGCUCAGACCUCGAAAGUUGCUCGCAUUGACAGGUCCAGCAGGGGCCGGCAAAUCAGCUACCAUCCGUGCACUUGCCGCCCACCUCGACUUCGACCUGCUCGAAUGGCAAAACGACCAACCUUCUUUCGAUGCAAAUGCACCUGCUUCAAGCUUCGCCGAACGCUUCACAGACUUUCUUUCCAAAGCCGCAAAGUUCCCCACACUGGACUUCCAACAUGAAGAUGCACAGGGCUCGACUGCGACACUCGACACCGCCAAUCGACGCAGAGCGAUCCUCCUGGAGGAUUUGCCCAAUCUACACCACCUUCCCACAAAACAGCUCUUUCAAGCCUCGUUGCAGCAUCACAUCCAGCAAUCGACUCAACUCACCAGCCGAGGUUUCUCCAACGUUCCCAUCAUCCUCAUCGUCACCGAAAGCACUCCCAGAGAGGACCAGGAUCGGUGGGCAGGAGAUGCAGGUGCCACGUGGAAGGACAGGAUUGCUUCCAUCAUGGAUACGCGUACUGCACUAGGUGAAACGAUUCGCAAAAGCCCAGCGUACACAGAGGUGAGGUUCAACCCCGUAGCACCGACGAUCGUACUCAAGGGUCUCAAGAGGGCAAUGGAGCAGUCCGGAAGAGGUGGAAAGGUGUGGUUGGAGCUGCUGCAGGCGAUCGCUGAGGAUUCGAAUGGUGAUUUGAGGGCUGCAGUGAAUUGUUUGCAGUUUGUAGGGGUCAAGGGGGUGGGGGAAGGGGUGAGGAUGAAGGGUGAGGAGGGGAGGAGGAGGGUGAGGAGGUUAAUACCGUUGGUGUCGGGGAGAGAGAGUUCGUUGGCCUUGUUUCAUGCGUUGGGAAAAGUGUUGUACAAUAAGAGGGAGGGUGAUGCCGGCGAUGAGACUCGAAAUGCUCGAUUCGCUACCGAGGAUGAUUCAGACGAUGAAGCCAGAUCCGAUACCGAAAAUACGCGGCUUCAAGAACGGCUGACUCGAGCCAUGCGGUCCAUCAUACCACCCUCCGACGACGACGAUGAAGUGGUUCAAACACUUCCCGAUCACCUAUCGCACCUUUUCCGACGGACAUCGCGCGUGCACCCAGAUCAACUGUGGGCCGACCUACCGGUCGAUGCAAGCAUAUUCCAGUUGUACCUCCACCAGAACUUUCCGCAGUUCACGACCGAAGUCGAGGAGUGCGAAAGUGUGCUGGAGGAGUUCAGUACGGCGGAUGUGUUGAUGCCUUUGCACGAAGGGUACAGGUUUUCCACCUUGUCGGCGUACUACGGGUUUCUGAUCUCGGUGCAAGGAACGCUGAUGGGUUUGCCGAGUCCUGUCAAGCGGCAAGGUCAGAAGCUGGGGAAAGCCACGUGGUGGGAUGUCCAAAAGAAGCUUCGUGGCAUCAUGCACGAUGUAGAGGACGUCAAAUCGAGCUCCACCAGGGUCACGGGUAGCAUCGAAAGAGAGGAUUCGACCGUGACUAGGUUGAAACGCACCAAGUUUCAAGUAUCACUCCCCAUCACCGACGAUAUGGACAGAUCAGAUGCCGGUCUGGGCUAUGCUUCGAUCGAUACGUUGCUCAUGCGUAGCGAUACAGUGACGCUGGUUACGGAGGUCCUGCCACUGUUGGCGAAGAUCAAGCCAGAUGCGUUUGAGGGGAAGGUGGGUGAGGUGACGAGGAUGAGGUUCGAGUAUGCGGGAGUGGCGGAUAUGGCGGAUAGGAUGUUGGGUGAGCACGAGUCGGGGGUUGUAGAUGAGGAGGAGGGGGAAGCGGUGGAGGGGAAGGCUUCGAGUGGGGAUAAGCGUGGGGUGAAGAGGAAGGUCGCAGAUGGAGGCGGGGAGGUAGGGGUUGAGGAACAGUUGAUCUUGAGCGAUGAUGAUAUUGGGGAGUUCUAG